Messenger RNA from Acaulospora morrowiae, 501 nucleotides. Lineage: Eukaryota; Fungi; Glomeromycota; Glomeromycetes; Diversisporales; Acaulosporaceae. The record is from the annotation of a GenBank genome assembly.
AUGUUUGCAGAUUUGGAGGUAGAGCAUAACAUUGAACCUCUUUGUCGAUUUAUAGAGAGAACUUUACUUAAGCCAUUGAAGGAUAACGGUGUUAAACAUUCAAACGAAGAGGAAUUGAAACAAAGCUCUAAUCUCGGUGGAAAAGCAGUUGAUUUAGUGAAAACAAGUAUCGGAAUAAGGAUAGCGAUCGAAUUUGAUAAUAUUAAGAUAGAAAACGUUAAGUUGGACAAAACUCGAGAUAAUUGGCAGGAAGCAACUGAAGUUUCACGAUCGUUAUUGGAAAAAUCGGAGGAGGAAGUUUUAACUAAAAUUAAUGAUCCAUUCCGGAAAAAUCAAAAGACAGUUGAGGAGGCUUUGGAUUGGAAGAUUAAAACGAAAAGCAGAAAAUACCUCGAACCAUUACGAAAUCGACAAGAUGCGGAUUUGAAAUGUAUAUUUGUUAUUUUGAGAGUUGGUUUGCACCGUCUAAUUAGCAGGAAAGUUUGUGAUGUUAAUGAAUAA